AGAUCACAUCGCAGCUCACAGAUAAAGACGCGACCCGCUUCAAACAGCAGUAGAGCUCUGCCUGCAUCUAUGUAGAACUGUUGGUCUUUAGAAUGUUGCAGCGUUUUAGUCUCGUCAUAUUGGCACUAGCCGUCGGUACAUCUGUCAAGGCCGAUGAAUGCAGUCCAGAACAGUGUGUAAUAACAAAACAUUACAAUGAGUUAGGAUGUACACCAGUAUUUGAAGAAGGUUCUUGCUGCCCCAACAGAUUUGACUGCAGCUCACUAUUUGGCCGAGAUUCUCGAAAGUGUUAUUAUAAAGGAGUAGCAUAUGAUGUACACACUGAACUGCAUCCAGAUGCAACAAACCGUUGCACAGUGGGUUGUCGAUGCAAUGAUCAAGGUAGCCGAUCACAGUUGACAUGUGUGAAUAUUGAAUGCCCUGAGCUGUUCCAAGGACCUCUGUUUAAUUCUGAUUGUUUCCAUCAGUACACAUUGGACCGUUGCUGUUCCACAAACACCUAUUGUAGACCAAACAACACUGAAAAUCUUCAGAUUCCCCCACUGCAUGAAUGUCAGUAUGGUGGCACAACAUACAGGGAAGGUCAAAUGAUCUAUCCAGAAGAUGCACCUUGUAAGCAGUGUAUCUGUCAGAGGGGAUUUAAUGAAACAUUGGCUGGACCAUGGUGCCAAGAAAUAUCUUGUGGAAUUGAGCUACAUUACAGCAGACGAAUCAGUGAUGGCUGUGUUCCAGUCUAUUAUGGUCGUACAGGCUGUUGUCCCAUUGACUGGCGGUGCCCGGAUGCCAGUGACUCUAUAGUUGCUAGUGUGAAUAUAACAUCAAAAAAUGCAGAGCACAAAUGCAAGUUUGGACAGUUGGAACUGAGAAUUGGUGACAAGUUGUCUGGUAUUUCCAACAGAUGUGUGCAUUGCAGCUGUGUAGUGCCACCAUUAGUGUCAUGUACACAGAAAACUCAUACAGAAUGUAGGGAGUGAUCUACAUGUAUGCAAUAUGUCUUAACAUUUUUGGUUAUAAUUCAUUUCAUAGAUAUCCACAUAUUUUCAUUACUAGAAUAUUAAUUUUAAAAAAAAGAAAACAUUGUUUCAGAAUUUGUAAUUUAUAGGUUAUAAACACAUUGCAGUAAGCAGCAAUAAUAGCAGAAACAUGCUUUAAUCAAAUACAGAAUUAAUAGAUAAGAUAAAAGUUCACAUAAAAUCUGUUUGUAAUAAAUAAUCCUCAAGUACAAAGAAGAUAUCACAAACACUAUAAAGUGUAUUAUUUUGAAUGGUAUUACAACAAACUUAAUAAAAUAACAGGAUUGAAAUUUAUUUUCUUUUGUAAGUAAAAUACAUGUUACAUAGGUUGACUGUUACAUAAACAUUUGCACUGUAA
Molecule: messenger RNA, 1371 nt
Organism: Zootermopsis nevadensis
Lineage: Eukaryota; Metazoa; Arthropoda; Insecta; Blattodea; Termopsidae
Product: chordin-like protein 1
Source: RefSeq, a predicted model, not a curated record